Messenger RNA from Argiope bruennichi, 8312 nucleotides. RefSeq lists its product as uncharacterized. Gene Ontology annotation, biological process: microtubule-based movement. The record is from RefSeq and is a predicted model, not a curated record. Lineage: Eukaryota; Metazoa; Arthropoda; Arachnida; Araneae; Araneidae. The coding region runs from base 203 to 5902 and encodes 1899 amino acids. Gene Ontology annotation, molecular function: microtubule motor activity; ATP binding; microtubule binding. The transcript is spliced from 14 exons.
UUAGCAAAAGAUACUUUAGGGGAAUACAAGGAUGAUCCACUGGGUGCCGUGUAGUGAGCAGAGCGUAAAGGAUAUUCCUAUUUUUGCGAAAGGAUUUGUUGUGUUUCAGUGAUUUUUCCUGUGGAGUUACCGGGAUUAUAUUUUGAAGUGGGCUGGACAGCUUGGAUGCUUCGUCUAAGAGCAAACUCAAACAAAGAAUUCCAUGGGGCUACGUUCCGUGCCCAGUGUUCUGCGGGGGCGGAAGGACGGUGGUCAGUCGAAGAAUGUCGCAUCCCGUAUUCCGAAAUUCACCUUUGACCCGGAAAGAUGCUACGACGCGAGCCGUCACCAUGGUGAUCGAAACGGCGCACAUCUACGAACGAACCUCGAAGGAGAUAAGCUCUAUGGAUAUAGGAGGAUACCAACGCCCAUGCCGAGGGGAAGGACGCCACCUGGCGGCGAUGUGGCGAGGAUGUCACGGCCGAACCGUGUGGGUCCUCCGACGUCAUCUGCGAGCACUUCGACAAGUGCGACGGGCAGUGGAGGUACCGGUAUACCGGUUCCGGUGGUACAGCAGGCACAGCAGUACCUGGAGGAAAACAUCAAGCAAUGGAUGGAACCAACUCCCCCGCCACAGAGCAGGGAAGACAUUCCUCCUUUGCCUCUGGUGAAUACCGCAGCCCCGGCCGAACCUCACAGUGCCUAUCACCAUCCACCCAGUCACGCCCGGAUGCCCAGCACAUCUUCCUCUUCACAAUCGUCUGCUGCUGUGGGUCGUCUGGUCCAGCAGCCUCGCGUGCCACCCCUCACAUCCCCAUCCAGCGGUUACAGCGAGCACAGCGAUCCUUACUUUGCCCUGACCAGCGGGGAGAGGGCUGUGAUGUUGGCAUCUGCCAAACAUUUCCCGCAUUCCCUGUCCUUCGGAGGAUGCUCCCAGCAUUCCUUGCUACAGGGGACUUCCUAUAGUUCUCCUUGUGGCAACGCACCCUUUGGGGUCACUCAGCCGUCAGCCGCUGCAUCAUUCUUUGCGAGGGCUGCCCAGCGGCUGAACCUGUCCGCCAAGAAGAAGAAGCGUGACCCCGAGAGACAUGUGUUCCGCACCAACUUCAGGGACAUCAUUAAGACGCAUCCUCCUCCCGUUCCCCCGGGGCUGCUCAGGAUAACUGGACGCAAAGAAGUCACCGGAGUGGGAAAGGUGAAGGUGAUGCUUCGCAUGUGCCCUUCUGCUGAAGGGGCUGGGGCGGAAGCUUCCUACAUGACUGUGGAUAGUCGGAAGAAACAGGUCACCCUCUACGAUCCAACAGUUUGUGGUCAAGACACUACUUCCGGUUCGGGUGAAAGGACAGGAGGGGUUGCAGCUCCCAAAAUGUUCGCUUUCGACGCCAUUUUUUCGCCAGAUGACAAUCAGGCUGAAGUGUGCUCUAGCUCGUUGUGUGACGUUAUCACUUCUGUGGUCGGAGGAUCCGAUGGGUGUCUUUUCGUCUACGGUCAUUCCAAAUUAGGUAAAACGAAUACCAUGAUUGGCAACAGCAACUCCGUUCAAGAGCUUGGAGUCAUACCAUGCGCCAUCUGGUGGCUCUUCCGGGCAAUCAAUGAGCACAAACACAGAACAGGUGCAAGGUUCUCGGUUCGAGUUUCCGCCCUCGAAGUGUCAGGGAAAGUGGAAGAACUGAGGGAUCUGCUUGCAGAUUAUGCAGCAGGUACAGAGGGAAGCGGAUCAGCCCCGGGGGUGUACUUGAGGGACGACCCCGUUUUCGGAUCCCAGCUUAUGAACCAAAGUGAACUGAGGGCCCCGACUGCUGAGAGAGCAGCUUUCCUAUUGGAUGCCGCGUUGGCAGCUCGAACAGCAGAGAGUGACGAAGAUGCAAAAAAUGCGCAUUUUCUUUUCACUCUGCAUGUGUACCAGUACAGAGUGGAAAAAGGAGGACGUGGAGGAGUUGCUGGUGGACGAAGUCGGCUGCAUCUGUUCGACCUAGGCAGCUGCGAGAAGACGACGAAAUCGAGAGAUGGUGGGUCCGGAAGUUGUCUAUCUCUAUCUGCCCUUGGUAACGUCAUCCUCGCACUCUUCAAUGGACAGAAACACGUGCCUUACAAGGAUAGCAAGCUGACUCAGUUACUUCGAGAAGCCAUGGGCAGCGUCAUGUGCCGGGUUGCCAUGAUUGCCCAUGUGUCAACAACGCCUUCACGGUAUCCUGAAACGCUGGCUACGCUGCAACUAGCUUCCAGAAUACACAGGUUGAGGAGGAAGAAACUAAAGUUUGCUGCGUCUUCCGAACUAGGCCCGAUCGGCGAUGACAAAGGAGUGUGCAGACCUUUCGUUCGAAUUCAUGCUGUCGGAGAAGAUGGUGCUGUGAAGUCUGGAAGUAGUGAUCCAGACUACACAUCCAGCAGUGAACAAUCAUGUGACACUGUGAUAUUCGUCGGUUCCGCUCGAAGUAGUCCCUUGGCAUUAUGUGAUAGACGCAACAGCCAACCUAUGUCCCCGUUAGCCAAAGAAAACCAGAGCACAUCCACAACACAGGUUGGUGGAUCCUCCAAAAAACAGACCACCACCAAGUCCCACCACUCGGACAAACCAGCAGCGAGUUCUAGUACAAACAGUGCUAAUACUAAUGCAACGGGUAAGCCGCCAAAGACUUCUGAUUAUGUAUCUAAAAGUGCCUUAAACGAACAGAUCAGGACUAGUGCAGUUGCUUCACCCAAAAAGAAAUCCGUCUGUUCAUCUCCUUACUCCUCACCAAAGCAUCAAAAGUUGGCAGAUACCUCCGAUAGUCCUAAAAUGUCUCCUAAAAUGAGCAAGUAUGUGAUGAUGGACUACUCCGGUGAUUUGAAAAAAUCAAAGGGAUCCACCGAUUCAAUCAGUAAAAGCUCUCCAAGUAGAAGCGGGAAACUUACAUCUUCCGAUGUGCAUCAAAAGACAGUUGCUGCAAGCACACUGACGGGAAGUCCACAAUCCCAACGUAAAUCAAAGCGAUCACACAAGCAAGAUGCGACUCAGCAACAACAAAUCUACUUGCAGCAACAACAGGCAGAAAGUGCCCUGAAGCUUUUAACGAAAGAACCUAAACCCACAAGUGAUGAAACAUGGAUUGAUGGGCCUAGGUUUACUAAACCAAAAUUUGACUCUAGAACUUUACACCAGUUGCAAAAAGAGAAAUGGGUCGACGGUCCUGGUAUGUAUGGCUAUAUGGAUGUACAAAAAGAAACAAUGAUUCGAAAAUGGGUUGAAGAUCAUUCUAGAAUAAUCCCUGAAUCGGAACGAACGAAAGAAGUUUGGAUCGAUUUCCCGCCAAAGAAAGAUGAAAAGUCUUCCACAACUAUUAAAAGCAUACCAUCCGAAUCUGUUGACAAGCACAUUUCUUCUCAUAACACCGAGAAAGUCAAGAAAGAACCCAGGAAUAAAUCAGUGGAUCAAAUACCCCAUCCGUCAACAUCAGAUACAGAUUCGCAUAUUUAUGCCAAACCUUCUGUGGUGGUAAAGGAACCCCCGAGACAAAUAGCAACUGAUGCUGUUAGCAAAGUUUCUAAGGAUAAGGAUGUGAAACCAAAAGUAACCCACCAGAUGGUAUCAGAUUUAGAUAAUUCAAUUAAUGGAAAUUUGAGCGAGCUUCUUGGUCAUUCUGAUAAUGGCAGUUCACAGUCUUCAUCAGGGUCUAUUGAUUUUAACGAUAAUAACAGUGAAUUUUCCGAAGGAAAUCGUUGUUUAUCCAAUUCAAAUUUGUAUUUUGAAGACAAGGAUGGUUGCGUGUUGCUAACUGAUAAUGGUCAAAGUGAUGCUGUCGUAAUGGCAGAUUCGAGCAUACAAGUUACCGAAGAAGAUAUAUUUUCAACUUGUGGGUGGCCGAGGGAAGUUUUGAUGGACAAUCAGCAUUUUAGUGACACUGACAGCUAUGAAGAUAUUGAACAUCCUUUGCAUGCUUUAAGUGCAGAUGAUCUGAAUCUAGCGUCUUCUUUUACAGAUUCUAGAGCAGCAAGUGUAGAUUUUGAUACUUUAAGUGUGCCGGAAGGCUGGACGGCUGACAGUCACAUAGAUCCAGAUCUCACGAGAAGACUGCUCCGAGGUGGAAAUUUGCCUCACUCUUCUCAUACUAGCUUGCCCAGGAACUUAAAUUCUAAUGAAGAUCUGAGAGUAAAAAACAAUCUUUUAGCUUCUAAACUGGAAAAGUUAGCCAAUCUUAGACAAAUGAUUGAGAGAUCUAAUAAACAUGAAACGUGGAAAGCUCCUACUAUGCCCACAAAUUUAAGUAGCUUUUGUAGUUCAGAAAACAGGUUCCCAUUUGUAACUAAACUCCAUCAUAGUGCUGAUUCUAGUUUAGAAGAGUUAAGGGAAAACGAUGUGAACAGUAUUCGCAGUGAACCAGCUGAAUUGGACAUCGAAAAUUUCGAAUUUCAGUUUAAUGUAAAACCUAUGAAUGGACUUCGGUUAGAAGCCUUUUACAAUAAAAUACAAAAAGUUCCUCUCUUUCCAGACUGCUAUUCUCAGUUUGGUAAACCAACACAAGUCGUGCCUCCUAAUAUAAAGCAAACCAAAUAUUCUAAACUUCCGGUGGAAGAUUUAGAAUCUUUAAAAUCUCCUUUGAAAAGGCAAAUUAAUGAAAAAGACAGUGCUGAAAGUUCUCCUGGAAAAGUAAAGCAUAGGUGGAGUACAUCUUCUAGUCUUAGCGCUCAAAAGAAGAAUGCAGAUAGUUCACAGUCACUAGACAAAAGCGAUGAAUUUUCAAGGACACGAACUUCCAGUGAAAAUUUGCCAUCUAGUGAAAAAGGUGCUUCAAAAACUGUUACCGAUUCUCUCCAAAGCCAGCCAGUAUUACAUACAUCAUCUGUCGAGAAAGUUCAUUCUUUGACGGAAAUAAUCCAAGAACAAAGGUGUCGUGUGUAUAGUGAAGGUCCCUCUUCAAAUCCGGUGACAUUUCACUCAACAAAAUAUUUAUCCCAAAGAACUUCAAAAUCCAGAAUAAUCGCAGAACAUUCGACAUUCGUUGGGAAGUCGCCAGAAACUGCUGAUCAAAGAUACGAUAUCUCUUUAUUGAGGCAACAUCCUAGAAAAAGGGGCAGCCCAAAACUAUCGCCAAGGAACAUUUUAGGCUCUCAUCGAAACAACCAGAGUAAGCAAAUGAAGCAGUAUAGUCAAUACAAUUACCCGUCCUGCUCGGAUUUCAACAAUGAUGCUGAGACAUCUGGUGGCAUGAGUCCAAGUGUCUCAUGGAUUACAACCCAUGCAAGCACAUCUCAAAUAGUGACAGAGGCUCCCACACAAUCAUCAGGAAAUAAGUCACAAAUUCUGAUUCGCAGCACAUCCACACCAACAAAUCCGUUUGCCAAUAGUGUUUCAUCGCCACGUGGCGAUGUUGUUAUAGGCGCAGAAUCGUACUCUUACAUAUCUACUGCCACACCAUCCAUCACUACACUGACGCCAACUAGCGUCAUAUCUAAAAAGGAAGCCAAGUGGGCUGCCAGACAGUCGAGUAGUGGCCAUGGAAGUGAUAGUAGUGUCAUCAGUACAGACAUUAAAGAGACGAAAGAACUUCUGGGGAAGUUAUCUAAGACCCCUCAGUUCUCCGGAACGAGUAGUGGGUAUGAGAGCAUGCCACGAGACAGUGAAGGAACGCCGUUGUCCUCUUCUAGUCAAGAAUCAGGAAGCGAAGUUGGUGCAAGAAAGGAAGCCAGGGGACGAAAAGGAACGCGGAAGAAAACUCAGGGUUCUAGCAAACGAAGUCGUUCUGUUCCUGCACGGCCUCCAGUCAAUGGCAGUCCAACAUGGCAACAACAGCAGCAACAACAACAAGCCAUAGCAAGUCCAAUCUCGAGACAGCAGAUCCGUGGAAGAUUGGUACGGGAUCUUCACGACCCCACGCUGUGGAAAUCCGAAGAAGAUGUCUGCUGCACUAGUCUUCUAUGUUGUCGCCUCCUCGACUUUUACUGAGUGUUCGAUCUACCUCUAGUGUGCGCGAAUUACACGGCAGUAUUUGAAACACACAUGAUAUGAACAUUGGAGAAAGAAUGGAAUCACUUACAGAAUUUCCUAUCUGUUAAACAAUAAAAUGACAAUAUCAGGUCUAGUUGUUUUUCAAAGGAAGUCAGUCAGUUGGAAAUAACGAUUGCUUCCUUUCUCAACGAUACUACUUUCUUUUAUCAAAUUAUACUUUUAAUUGCUUAUGCAAGUAAGCAAUUACAUUCUGUUGACAAACUAAAUUUAUAUAUUAAAAAUAAAUGGCUUAAAAUAAAUUCAUAAUUUAAUUAUCAAUCGCAUGUAAAUUGAAUAUUUUUCUCAUCAGCUCCAAGGAUUAUAGUCAUUUGUCAAUGUUGCCACAAAUUGCAAGUGAAAUAUUGUUCACGAUUUACAUUUUGGAGGACAGGAAUCUGCUAAAAGGUACGUCCUAAAACCGAAUUAAAUAAAGCAAGAUCAAACUUUCAUUCAAAGGCGACAAUGAAAGCACAUUUCAUAAACCAUCGUCAUUUAUUGCUAUAUUUUAAUCUUAAAAUGUCAGAAGUAUAAUUUUCAAUAGGAAUGUGGAAUAAAGGUUUCAAAACUUGAUCAUUCAGUGUGUUUUAUGGGAAUAUAUAGAUGGUUUUAAUGGAAGCACUAAUAUUUUGAAGGACAUGUCCUUAUGGAUCAUUUAUUUCUUUUCUAUAGCAUGUUAAACUGAACAAUAUCUUCACUUUUACAUUGUAAGCAGAAAACUCGCCAAAAAUGAAUGAGAAAGGGCGCUGCUAUAUUUUACAUUUUCUUCGAUUAACAAAAAUUCAAAUGAAAUAAGAAUUUAUGAAUUAUUACAGCAGUUGUAUAUAGUGUUAAUUUUAAAUUUAUAUCAAUUAGCAAAUGUUUAAAUUGGUCAGUAUUUAAGUCAUUAUUGAUUUUCCUGUUGGCUUUUUUUAUUGUGAAAUUUCACCUCUGUGCCGUUUUUUAACACCUUGAGUGCUGGAGUCACUGGUGACCGGUGGUCCUAUAAAAAUUACAUUGCAAUAAAUACAGUUCAGCAGUCAACGUGUUAAUAAAUUAUUCAUAUUCGGGCACUGAUAUUUAAUAUGAAAAUGACAGCAUCACUUAGGUUUGAACUUAUCUAAGUUUUGGAAUUAUAUUUCAAAACCUAUAACUAUAACCUAUAAAAAAAACCCUAUAACCUUAACACACAGCAAUUUUUUUACUAAAACAAAUAUUUGAUUUAACAUUGCAUUUUUAAUGAAAUGAAAAUAAUAAUAAAUAUUCAGAAUUUGAUGUUUUUUCUCCGAUGUGUGUUGGGAAUCUUAAAAAAAAUUUUUUUUGGUUGAUGGCACAUAACUCAGAUCUAACCUAGUUGUGCCAAAAACAUAUGGAUGCAAGAUUUUUAUAAAGCUAAGCUUAAUACUUUCAUGUUACCUACAUUCGCCUAUGCUAUAUAUUCAUUAUCAUAUUUUAAACGUUUUCUUUUAUAUAAUAUAUCUUUACAUCUUAAUGCAUCUUCAAUUUAUAAGAAAAAUAUCUUUGACAAAUUAUCAAGUGCGCUUCCAUGUUCAAGACCCAAUCAUGUUUUUACUUUUUCCUAGUGGUAUCACAUCCCCAAGCAGGAAAAAGAACAUUACUUCAGUUGAAAGACAUUUUUAUUCCAUCCAAACGUUUUUUUUUUUUGUUUCUAAAAGCUUUCUUUCUUGUCUUUUUUUUUUUGUUCCAAUGUUUAGUCAAAGCUUUAGUCAAUAAGCAAAAAUCCGUCUUGCCAAUGAUAACGUUACCUAGAAACGCCAUUCCGUGCACUCAACCCACAUCAGAUGCCUGUUCUACGUGAUUGAUUGCACUUUCUGGGGACUCAGCGUGAUUGGAAUUACAUUGGAACAAAUGGAAACCAUCUCUAAAUCAAAAGCAUUUCCUUGUGGAUUACUUGACUAAAUUAUCCAAAUUACUCCAGUUCCUAGUUACGGCCUACCGAGCACUCUUCGAAGAACUGGCAAGUGCUCGAAUUCUUCUCCAUCUCUCCAGCUUUGAUUUCGUAAUGUUUAUAUUCAAUUUCCUCGAGCUCCGAAAUUGGCACCACUCCAACUUUCUGACGAAAGCUUGUUGCAAUUAUGGCUCUCGUGUUUGUUAGUCCACUGAUUAAGUUAAGUUUCGGGAUCCUAACACGAUUCGAGGAUGUGAUUCAGAAUGGAAAUUAGGAGUAGGCUUAACUUGAAGCCAUUCUUUUUUUUUUCUUUUCUUUUUAAAUUUUGCAGUGAUUUGUUUACUAAGAUAAGGAAAUAUUUAAAUGGUAAACAUGUAUACUUUUAGUAAAAUUGUUACGCAUAUAUUAAGAUUGAAUACUGCUAAUUUCUUUUUUCUUUUGGAACUGAGCCAACACAAAAUUUAUAUUUCUUAUUUGCUCUAA